AUGUCCAGACACGGGGCUAACCUCACAUUUCCAUCAGCCCAAAUUUAUACUUAUAGAGCCAGCGAUGGAGUCACUGAAACAAUGAAGAACUUCGACAAGGAAAACAAGGUCUGGGAGGAAUCUGGGAAACAUAAAUAUAGACAAGAUGCAGAUAUCCUGACAGUGGUGAAGAUCUUACAAGAGAUCCAUGCUCUGAAAGAAAUCCCUGGUCGGACACAUGCGGAUAUUGGAACUGUUCCAAAAGAUCCAAUUUCUGUUCUGAACUUUAGUGACUUAAAUGCAUGGAUAGACAAGCACAAAAAGAGUUGGUCACGAUUGUAA
Porites evermanni is the source of this 321-nucleotide messenger RNA. NCBI's taxonomy places the organism in Eukaryota, Metazoa, Cnidaria, Anthozoa, Scleractinia, Poritidae. The record is from the annotation of a GenBank genome assembly.